Messenger RNA from Poecilia reticulata (guppy), 12117 nucleotides. NCBI's taxonomy places the organism in Eukaryota, Metazoa, Chordata, Actinopteri, Cyprinodontiformes, Poeciliidae. The record is from RefSeq and is a predicted model, not a curated record.
GAACAUUAAAACCACCCCGACAAAAUUCACCUCUUUUAAACUCCCUCUGACGACUCGGGGUUUGGCAUCGCACAUCGUCCUGCUGCCGGAUACCCACUCAUCAGUUUACACCUCGCCUCUCGCCUCGAGUCUGCCGGGCAUCACUUCCGACGGGAUGUUCUCGCUGUGAACAUGGAGUUUCCCCGUCCUCUGCUGGUGGAUACCUCCCAGCGUCUCCUCCGUCGCCCCAGCGCCGCCGCCGACCGGCUCCUAGCCGCAUACGCUCCACAGCUCAGCAGUUUCUCGGSGCCACUGGAGAACCGGCUGGCGGCUCUGGACUCCCAGGAGCCAGCGGGACUGCACCGAGAGCCCAGCACCUGACAGACAGGUCCAUGCUUUCCCCUCUCUGUCAGGACCAUGGGGGCUCGGUGGUGUGGCCUCACACUUUCUCGUGCUCCUCUUCCUCUCAGGCCCUCCAUCGGGAGCUGUGCUACAACCCUCCUCAAAUCAGUGGGAGCAACGUCGGCCCAAACCCCACCUACUACCAUGCUGUGUAUGACAUCAAGGUGGAGGAGUACAGCGAGCUGCCCUUCUCCGGAGGCGAAAGCGUGGACGGGGAUCCCUUCGGCCAGGGCACCUCGCCCCUUGUCACCAGCAACAACGACCCRACGGUYCCACUCAUCCGCCGGAGGGGCGGGACGGUGGAUUACAGAGACGUCAUCCUGGCCCACCAAGCACACAAGCUGCACAACACGCCGCAGGCCAAGAGGAAACAGUGGGAAAUGGCGCGCUUUGGAGACGAGCUACCCAACAGGUACGGAGGAGGAGGAGGAGGAGGUGGUGGUGGCGGUGGUGGCGGGGGUGCCGGCGGACAAGGGGGGCCCGGCCGCGGCGGCAGCAGGCAAGGUGGGCCCCCCGGGGCGCAGCGGAUGUACAAGCAGUCGAUGGCCCAGAGAGCCCGGACCAUGGCCCUGUACAACCCCAUACCCGUCCGGCAGAGCUGCCUAACGGUCAACCGCUCCCUCUUCCUCUUCAGCGAAGACAACCUGGUGAGGAAGUACGCCAAAAAGAUCACCGAAUGGCCUCCUUUUGAAUGGAUGAUCCUCACCACCAUCAUAGCAAACUGCAUUGUCCUGGCUCUGGAACAGCACCUUCCUGACGGAGACAAGACGCCUUUGUCCGAAAGACUGGAAGAGACGGAGCCCUACUUCAUAGCCAUCUUCUGUUUCGAGUCUGGAAUCAAGAUCCUGGCUUUGGGAUUUGCGUUACAUAAGGGCUCCUAUCUGAGGAACGGCUGGAACGUCAUGGACUUUGUGGUCGUCCUCACUGGAAUUCUGUCGUCUGUGGGGUCUCAGUUUGAUCUGAGGACGCUCCGAGCUGUCAGAGUGCUGCGGCCGCUAAAACUGGUGUCUGGAAUUCCCAGCCUGCAGGUGGUGCUCAAGUCCAUAAUGAAGGCCAUGAUCCCCCUGCUUCAGAUCGGCUUGCUACUGUUCGUGGCUAUCCUUAUGUUCGCCAUCAUCGGCUUGGAGUUCUACAUGGGCAAAUUCCAUACAACCUGUAUCGAUCCCGUUACAAGGGAGGAAGUGGAUUCUCGACCAUGUGGUCUCAAAUCACCCUCCAGAUUGUGCCCCAACGACUCAUCGUGUGAAUCCGGCUGGAUCGGACCGAACUACGGCAUCACUCAGUUUGACAACAUCCUGUUCGCUAUUCUGACAGUCUUCCAGUGCAUCACUAUGGAAGGAUGGACAGAGAUGCUCUACUUUAGCAAUGACGUGGAUGGCAGCAUGUGGAACUGGAUAUACUACAUCCCCCUCAUCAUCAUCGGCUCCUUCUUCAUGCUCAACCUGGUGCUGGGUGUACUUUCAGGUGAAUUUGCCAAAGAGAGGGAACGGGUGGAGAACAGGAGCGAGUUCCUCAAGCUGAGGCGGCAGCAGCAGAUUGAGCGAGAGCUCAACGGAUACUUGGAGUGGAUCUGCAAAGCGGAGGAGGUGAUUCUGGCUGAGGAAGACACCACGGGGAACUUUGAUGGUUCGAGACGAAGGCCGACCAUCAAAACCAGAAAUAACAAAACAGAGCUGUUGAAUCAAGAGGAAGGGGAGGACAACAUAGGAGACGCAGUAGGAUUUGCUCGCUCCAGCAUAAAGAGCGGUAAGGACGGGACGAAUUACAGUAAGAAAGAGCGACGGAUGCGGUUCUUCAUCCGGAAGAUGGUGAAGACGCAGGCCUUCUACUGGACCGUGCUCUGCCUGGUGGGCCUCAACACCAUCUGCGUGGCCGUGGUGCAUUACAACCAGCCAGAGUUUCUUUCUGACUUUCUCUUCUAUGCAGAGUUCAUCUUCCUCGGUUUGUUCAUGUCUGAAAUGCUGAUCAAAAUGUACGGUCUGGGCAUCCAGCCCUACUUCCACUCCUCAUUUAACUGCUUCGACUGUGUGGUCAUUGUCGGUAGCAUCUUUGAGGUUGUGUGGGCCACCAUAAAACCAGGCACAUCRUUUGGAAUCAGUGUGUUGCGAGCUCUCAGGCUGCUGCGUAUCUUCAAAGUAACCAAGUACUGGGCGCCGCUGAGGAACCUGGUGGUUUCGCUGUUAAACUCCAUGAAGUCCAUUGUCAGCUUGCUCUUCCUCCUCUUCCUCUUCAUCGUGGUCUUUGCUUUGCUGGGGAUGCAGCUCUUCGGAGGACAAUUCAACUUUGAAGCAGGAACUCCGCCUACCAAUUUUGACACAUUUGCAGCAGCAAUCAUGACGGUGUUUCAGAUCCUGACAGGAGAGGACUGGAACAUGGUGAUGUAUGACGGCAUUGAGUCGCAGGGUGGAGUAAAGAACAAAGGAAUGGUCUUCUCCAUCUUCUUCAUCGUCCUCACACUCUUCGGCAACUACACGCUGCUGAACGUGUUCUUGGCCAUCGCUGUUGACAAUCUGGCCAACGCCCAGGAACUUACUAAGGACGAAGAAGAGCAGGAGGAGGCAGCCAAUCAAAAGACGGCGCUGCAGAAGGCUAAGGAGGUGGCAGAGGUCAGCCCGCUGUCCGCUGCCAACUUGUCGAUUGCUGCGAAGGAGCAGCAGAAGAACCACACCAAGCCCAAUAAGUCUGUGUGGGAACAGAGAACCAGUGAGAUUCGGCGGCAGAACUUGAUGACGAGUCGCGAGGCUCUCUACAACGAACUGGAACAGGAAGACUGGAAGGUGGGAGAAGAAGGAGACGAGAUGAAUAACGGGUCACCUUUAAUGAUUCUAUUUUUGCUCUAUUCUCGUGUCUUUCUGUGCCGUGUCUGUCCCAUCGCCCAUGUCAGGGAGCAUCACAGCACCUGCCCCAGCCUCUCAACUACUCGGCCCAUACAGCAGUACAACGAGGACCUCGACAACUUCCGCAACAACAGCAAGCUGGCCAGCGCCCAAGAGCAUCCUUAUGAUCUCCCACCCGAUCACCCAGACCAUCCGGACCACCUCAACAACCUGCUGAACUGCCAUGACGCCGACACCCACACCCUGCUUCACAGCAUGGACAGCCUGAUCUUGACCAGCAUGGCAAAGCCUGAGUACACAGCCAUAGACAUGCCCCCUGUCUACCCCUACCCCUCCACCAACGCAAUCUUGCAAGUGAACAAGAAUGCCAACACUGACCAGAAGAAGAGCGAGGAGAAGAAGGAGGAGGAGGACGAGGGWGAAGAUGAAGACGGCCCCAAGCGCAUGCCUCCCUAUAGUUCCUGCUUCAUAAUGUCUACCACCAAUCCACCCCAGCAUGUGCUUGUCUGUGUCUGCGUGGUUCUGAACGCUCUUCGUGUUUUCCAGAUGGUCGUUCUCGGCUUGUUUCUCCACCAAGGGUCUUACUUUCGUGACUUGUGGAACAUACUGGACUUUAUAGUGGUUAGUGGUGCUCUGGUGGCCUUUGCCUUCACGCCGAGCAGCACCCGGGGGAGCAGCAAAGGCAAAGACAUCAGUACAAUCAAAUCUCUGCGUGUGCUGAGGGUGCUGCGUCCCCUGAAGACCAUCAAGCGUCUCCCCAAGUUAAAGGCAGUGUUUGACUGCGUGGUGAACUCCCUGAAGAAUGUGUUGAACAUUUUGAUCGUCUACAUGCUCUUCAUGUUCAUCUUCGCCGUUGUGGCUGUGCAGCUGUUCAAGGGUCGCUUCUUCUACUGCACAGACGAAUCCAAGGAGUUUGCRCGGGACUGCAGGGGCGAAUAUUUAGUCUAUGAAAAAGACGAGGUGAAAGCCGAGAAGCGGGAAUGGAAGAAGUACGAUUUUCACUACGACAACGUGGCUUGGGCCUUGCUCACCCUCUUCACCGUCUCCACCGGAGAGGGGUGGCCACAAGUGUUAAAGCACUCAGUGGACUCUACUUAUGAGGAUCAGGGCCCAAGCCCGGGAUACAGGAUGGAAAUGUCCAUCUUUUACGUGGUGUACUUCGUUGUCUUCCCUUUCUUCUUUGUCAACAUCUUCGUGGCUCUCAUCAUCAUCACCUUCCAGGAGCAAGGGGACAAGAUGAUGGAGGACUACAGCUUAGAAAAGAACGAAAGAGCCUGUAUAGAUUUCGCCAUUAACGCCAGGCCUCUGACUCGCCACAUGCCAAAGAACAAACUGAGCUUCCAGUAUCGCAUGUGGCAUUUUGUAGUGUCGCCUCCCUUCGAGUACAGCAUCAUGGCUCUGAUUGCACUCAACACGAUCGUCCUCAUGAUGAAGUAUCACAGUGAUGAACCAGACAAAGUUCCUGUAGCUUACGAUAAUGCGCUGAAGUACCUGAACAUUGUGUUCACCACCUUCUUCUUCAUGGAAUCUAUCCUGAAAAUYAUUGCUUUUGGUCCCUUGAAUUACUUCAGAGACGCCUGGAACGUGUUUGAUUUUGUCUCAGUCAUUGGGAGCAUUACUGACAUAUUGGUAACAGAGAUUUGGAACAAUGCCAUCAACUUGAGCUUCCUGAGGCUUUUCAGGGCAGCUCGCCUCAUUAAGCUCCUCAGACAGGGGGAAACCAUCCGGAUCUUAUUGUGGACGUUUGUCCAGUCCUUCAAGGCUCUGCCGUAUGUGUGUCUGCUCAUAGCCAUGCUCUUCUUCAUCUACGCCAUUAUUGGCAUGCAGUUGUUUGGAAACAUAGCUCUAGACGAGGACGAAGAGGAUGCCAUCGACGAGCAUAACAACUUCAGAACAUUCAUUAUGGCCCUAAUGCUGCUGUUCAGGAGUGCUACGGGUGAGGCGUGGCAUGAAAUCAUGCUGGCAUGCCUGGGAGAGAAGAAAUGCGACCCGGAGUCAGGAAAUACCGGGAAGGAGUGUGGCAGCACCUUCGCCUACACCUACUUUGUCUCCUUUAUUUUCCUCUGCUCCUUCCUGAUGCUGAAUCUCUUCGUGGCCGUCAUCAUGGACAACUUUGAGUACCUCACCAGAGACUCGUCCAUCCUGGGGCCGCACCACUUGGACGAAUACGUAAGGAUAUGGGCCGAGUACGACCCAGCCGCCUGCGGGCGCAUACAUUAUAAGGAUAUGUACAGUUUAUUGCGAGUUAUCUCCCCUCCUCUGGGCCUUGGCAAGAAAUGCCCACAUAGGGUGGCCUGCAAGAGGCUCCUUCGCAUGGAUCUGCCUGUUGCCGACGACAACACAGUGCAUUUUAACUCCACCCUCAUGGCUCUGAUCAGGACAGCACUGGAUAUAAAGAUUGCCAAGGGCGGUGCAGAUAAGCACCAGAUGGACGCAGAGCUGAGGAAGGAGAUGAUGGCUAUCUGGCCAAAUUUAUCACAGAAGACUCUGGAYCUGCUGGUUACUCCACACAAGGCAGCCACAGACUUGACGGUGGGCAAAAUCUACGCUGCCAUGAUGAUCAUGGAAUACUACAGACAGAGCAAGACCAAAAAGCUGCAAGCCCUGCGAGAGGAACAGUGCUCCUCCCUUCCUAACCGAACGCCAUUAAUGUUUCAGCGCAUGGAGCCACCCUCUGAGGGAGGGGGCCCCGAGGGCCAGGCGGGGCCAGGCCAGAACGGUCUGCCCAGCGUUCAGCCGGACAACAUCAACAGCAUACCUCCUGAAGGUGGCUUGACUGAAAGCCAAUCAUGGAUGACGGCUAAAGCACAGGAAAUGUUCCAAAAGACCGGGAACUGGAGCCCAGACCGGCCCUACCCCGACGACGUCCACGAGAACCGCCACAAUCCCCAGACUGUAGAGAUGAGGGAGAUGGGGCGGGACGGGUACUCCGACACUGAGCCCUGUCACCCAGUGGAUGGGCAUGGGCGGACGCUCUCCAUGCCCCGCCUCUCGGCAGACAACCAACGGAGGAGACACAGGCCCCGUGGAAAUAACCUCAGUACCAUCACCGACAAUAGCCCAAUGCGUCGCUCUACCUCCAGUCUGGUCCACGGGCGUUCUGGUCGUGGCGUGAGGCUGGACGACUACUCUCUGGAGAGGGUGGUGUCCGAGGAGGGGAGGCACGGCGGCGGGCGCAGGCACAGGGACCGAAGUCAUCGCACUUCGCAGCGAUCGCUGACCAGAUACACAGACGCCGACACAGGUAUCCUAUCUAUUUCAUGUCUAGGUCUGGGUACAGACCUCAGCACCACCACACAGUCAGGUGACCUGCCUCCCAAGGAGCGUGAGCGGGACCGCGGGCGCACCAAGGACCGGCGUCAUCACCACCACCAUCACCGCCAUCACAGUUCAAUGGACAAGGAGCGCUAUGAUCGCCACGACUACCCRCAUAGACACCCSCAGGACCACCACUGGUCCCGGUCCCCCAGCGAAGGGCCAGAYGGGAGAGGUCACAGACAGGGCAGUAGUUCGGUAAGCGGCAGCCCGGUCCCCUCCACCUCGGGGACCAGCACUCCACGGAGAGGCCGCCGCCAGCUGCCACAGACUCCUGCCGUCCCGCGCCCGCACGUCACCUACUCCCCCGCCGUCCGAAAGCCCCUCUAUGGCCCCCCGGGCCCGGGUCGAUUGCGCUCCCCCUCCCCUCGACACUUCUCUCCGCCGGACCACGACCGGGGCUACCACCACCGGCCCCCAUCAAGCCACGCCUCCCCGCACCACGGCGGCUCCUCAUCCAGGCACGGCUCACCGCGCUCGCCUCGRCACCAGUCGCCGCACUCGCCUCUCCACGGGUCACCUCGGUCUCCACACCGGAACCGCUGGAGCGGCCCCCCUCCAGGGGACAGCCUGGAGGGUGACGGGCCCUUCUACGAGAGGGAUUACGAGUAUGAGCGGCAUCAUGAGCCUCCCGCCUACGAGCAGAGCCUCUCCCAUGGCAACCCUCAUCCGCACGGUGGAAACCCUCACCCACACCCACGCUCACCAAGGACUGCUCGUCACGGGCCCCCGCCGCCCCCUCACCCGCAUCCACGUAGGGUUCCUAAUGGCUACCGCUCAUCCUCACCUUCCCCGCAUAGGAGGGGACCGCCAGGGGCGCCGCACCCUCAUCACAGGCCUCCCCAUGCCAGAGGGCCCCGCAAGGGCCUACAUGAACCUUACAGUGAGACGGACGAGGAUGACUGGUGCUAGCGGCGGCAUGAGAUGCAGACAGCAGAAGAUGAUAAGAACCAUCACCUCCAGUGCUCUGGCACAUAUGUAAACUUUGAACAAUGUGACGGUAAAGUUUCGGAGAGCCCCUCUGCUCCCCCUUUAGACUCUAAAAAAAAAAAAAACAUGCAAGGGUGGAGGUAGAGGGGCAGUGGUGCUGCUCGGAGCCUUUUACACAUUUUGCAGAAAAAUCUAAUAUUUGACAAAGCAGCACGUGGUUAUGCUAAUCUCGAGAAAGUCCGGAGAACUUAGUAGGYAAGGCCAGGGCACAGGUUAACCUCUGCCUCUCAGAACUACAAUUCCCACGACCAGCCUUCACCUGCGAGGUCUAGGCUAAAAGGGGAAAGAGAGUCGAGGGAACAGAGGUCCAAGGAGGAGCAUGAGGUUCUAAAACAAUGUGACGGGAUCAUUUCAAGGCCUAACAGGCACUUUGCUCGGACUGGCACCCGACUGCUUAGGUGUGCACAAGCUCUCACUGGCCGGACUCCUUCAGAAAACAGAAAAUAAGCUGAAGUGAGGAGUACACACCGCUUAGACUCUGCUCUAAAACACUUUUAGAGAGAAAAAAAAUGAUGUAAUAAAAAGCCAGGAUCCCCCCCACUAACCCUUACAUGCCAAGCUAUGCCUCCAGAAAAUGAAACUUGAACAAUGAAGAAGACAGUGAAACUUUACAUGACAGUGACAAUUAAAAAAAAUAAAUAAAUAAAGGGAGUACUUUUACUUUAUCUUUAUGAUCUCUGUGUGUCCAAGGCGACAGAACCUAGGAAGCUCCGCCUAUACUGCAAAACCCAGCCAAUCACAGCGCUGGCUGGUGAUAUUCGAUGAGUUUUAUCAUCUCUGUUUACUGUUACGGACUCACUUGAUGGGGGAUGGAACUGCUGUGACAUCACUUCCUGUCCACAGAGCGGCGGAUGCAAAGCCCAACGUGGGCUUCACUUCCUGGAAAAGACACAGCGGGAGGACGGGCCCAGGUUACUGGAGAAGGGGACUGGUCACUCUGUCAAUCCUUUCCCUGAUCAACCCAGCAUACAGAGAAACGGGGACCUGACAGGAAAUGGCAUCACAGAUAUUGGCGGGUGGCAAGAAGACAGGAAAGGAGGGAUGGGGGGAAAAAAAAGAAAAACCAGACUAAUUUCUUCAGUAUUUCUUCUGUCUAUUUCUUCUUGUUCUUCUUCGGACAUUUGGAGCUUGGUUCUUCUGUUGCAUUCGCUCAGCCUACUUUGAUCUUUUUCAGAGUUCAAAAAUCGAUGGAAACCUGCAUGAUUGAUAUAAUCCAUACUAGAGAGGAAAUCUAAGCGGUGCGGGUGGGAGUGGGACCAGGGGGGCUUUAUAGGAAUCUUUAACUUUUAGGUUCACAGAAGUAGUUAUCUUCUUUUCAGACUCUCUCUCUCUCACACACACUUUUUUUUUGUCUGACUCAAAAGUCUUUUUUUUUUUAUUUGUUGUGUUUUUUAACUUGAAACAGACUUUAACAGAUUGACAGGUUUUUCGCUUGUCUCAGUUUUCUGUUGAAAACUCAGCUUCCGCAAAACCUGGCAAAGAGACGAGCAAAAGAAAGUGAAACAUUUACAGGGUCAUGCUGGUGUCCUGUCUUUUGAGAAACACACACCUUUGAGAGAGAGAGAGAGAGAGCAGACAGAAGGAAACUUCUACCACACUUAAGUUGCUAUUGUUGAUUAUAACAGAAAUUAAUAMUGAUUUAAUUUCAUUAAUGUCAAUGCAAAUGAGUGACAGUGAUGAUACUGGUGACGAUUGACUGAAUGUUAGAACCGUUGAUGUAGACUUGCUGUCAUGUUGAUUGGAGUUCAGAUAUGCCGUGUUCAUCUAGUUUUUUUUUUUUUUUUCCAUCCCUUAUGUUGGUAUCCYGUGCUUAGUGAUGUCUACCGGGUUCCCGAUAACCUUCGUGCAAUAUUUUUAUGUUUGGGAAAUGAUGGUUUUACGAACAUUCACUCGGCAGAGUUGCGUGUUGUAACACAGCUCUAAGCGAAGAUGCAUUCUCUCUCCAGGAUAGUGGAGGGCGGAGGUCAGGGGAGCCUCAGUACCUGUCCUGCAGCGACCCGUAGGGUCUCAUCAAGCCAACCCAAAGAUCAGUAAUGUUUAGAGUGAAAAAGUACAACACUUUGAGAAUGUGAAAGCCGAUUUUACAUGUUUCUUCUUCUUCUAGGGUUGACAUCGUCCGACUUAUUGCCAAAAAAAAAAGAAUCUAUGAAUUUCAAAUCCUUUUUURUUUGUUCGUUUUAGCUCUAUAGUUUAACUGUGGGGUUAGUUGCCAGCACUGAAAGCACAGCAUUGGUGGUACAGGGUUGGCGUCAGUCAGUGUUUGAGACGGUKUUUUGGCCACUAGAGGGCAGUAAUCGGCACCCAUUUUUCYCCUUCCACUGGACAGUGACUUUUUGGCCAMAUCCUGAUYUCUCGCCGUCCUGCAGUCGACUUUCCACUUUCUAUAAUAGUUGUAAUAAACAUGAAUCCGAUUCUUCGUCAGGAAACACUGAUACGCCAUGAGAGCUGCCGUAUCUUUUCAUUUGUCAUUCCAUUUUCCCACCUGCCYUUCCUUCAGCCCUUUCCGUGAAGAUACCCAGCCCAGUUCAGUGACUUUGUAGCAAAUCGGAAUCUUUCGCUGCCAAAACAAAAAACAUACAAAAAAAUGCUUUAACAACCAACUUAUUUUUUCUCAUUUAGCUUUUUGUCAGUUCAUUUGAUGUUCUGUUUGUUUAGCUUUUUAAAGACCAACAUUACAGAAGAGAAAUACCUUGGAAUAACUUUUUAACCCCUUWCGUUACGAGGGAUGACAGUUAUUGAAUGAUCAAUAAUUCUAGACUAAAAGAAUAGARCAUAGAUAGACUUAGUUUAUUACCUGAAGAUGAAUAUAGAUGUAAUGUUCUAGAUGUAGUUAUAGAUCAAACACAAAGUAUAAAUAGAGUUGCAGAUGUUUAUUUAUUUUGCGUACUAAUGCUACUUUUUUCACACAAAUUGCAGAAAUCCGAGACAAACCGCAGCACAGACACAUUUUGACUCUAUGCAGACCUUAUUUACAUCUCCAGAGGGGGAACCUGCAGCCCCGCAGCGCUGCAAAAACAAAUCCAUCAAACAGGAAUCGGCACGUAAGAGAUKACGUAAAGACCGGCACCACAUUUUCACCUCGUCACGCUACGUCGCAUCCGCUGUGAGGUUUACUUUUCACGUACAUCUGUUGCUGCUUCUGUCUUUUUCCCGUGGCGGAUCCAUUCUCCCUGUUUCUUGAAGUUUGUUGCCUCCGGGCCGUGAUUUUUUUUAAGCAUAGCAUGGUGAAUCGGAUUGGGGACGGGGCUAAUGUUUUGUCAGUUCGGUGGAAGCGAAGGGGUGCUUACCAUAAAACCUUCUGUCCUCACCAUCCAAGAAGUUACAGCAGGUGAGGAUUGUACUCCAAAGCCCCCUACAGAGCCACAGUGCCUUCUGUAUCUGAGUCACAUUCAUCACCCCCCAUGAGCCCCGCCCUGCCCUGCCUGCCUCCCCAGUCACAGUUGCUCUCGUCAGUAACCCCUYGCCCCCUCCUUGUGCAGUCGACGUGAUCCACCACGCUACGCCUUAAGAUCAAAUCUCACCGGCUCCCAUGCUAGCAUUCAAAACGGGGAGUGUGACGAUUUUGAGACUGGGCCACUGUCAGGAAGCAAGUCAAGAGACUAGGCUAGAUGCACAUUCAGAAUGGGCUGAACUAUUUAAUAUCUCCCAUUCAGGGUCUCAGUUUUGUAACAGCUACCAAAAAAAGAAAAGAAAAAGAAAACCUUCACAGUUUCAAUCUGAGCCUUGCGRUUUUUGGCUUUUGAAGACGCAACGGCCAUCGUCUCCAGAUCCCGCUAGCUGGCUAGCCCCUUUUGGCUUCGGCAUGGCUCCAGUUUAUGUCCGUCCCACAGUUGUCCUGUGUACAGUUUCCUGAUGAUGUACUUAGAGGUUUACAGAGGUGCGAAGCUGUUUGCUUACUUCUCAGGUCCUCUAGAGCUAGGUAGCUAGUUAGACCACGUAGGGAAGAAACCGCUAUAGAACAGGCAGCUCCCGGUUUGAGUUAUUGUAUGGUUUUUACUUGGCAUGGUAUCUUGUUGUUGAUCUCACCCCACUCCUUUCACCACAAGUACAUCGUAACACACUUCAAGCUCUUACAUUUCCAUCUAAAGCCUGCAGAAGCGCCGCCGAAACGACGCAACUUUUCAUUUUGGCUCCACUCGCUCGUCCGGAAUUGUAACAGCRGAUCCCAAAAGGCAGACACACAACAUUGCCCUUGUGUGAAAGCAUGUUGUGUGUAUGAGCUUUUUCCAAAAACACUUAUCCCAUUAGUUUGGAAAAAGGCAAACGUGUAGUAUUUUUUGUCUGUUUUUUUAGUAUCUAAUUGCUUUAUGAAAUAUAGUUUAGGAGGGGAAUGCAAGGUUGUUCUUUUUUCUCAGUCAUCAUCUGUCUUUAUGUCUGCUUUCUGUCACUCUUUAUUGUUAAUAUCUGAGUAAUCUUUCUUUUUUCAUUUCUUCUUCCCCAUGGGAUGAAGGGAAAUUAACAAGCGUACCACCCAUCCGCUCAGUCGGCUGUGAAAUUGUGUCAGUGGGUCAUUUGUAAGGUAACAUGUUGACAAAAACACAAAAAGGGCUCUCUUUUAAAAAUAAAAAUAAAAAAUCUACACAGUGGGGAUUAA